This is a messenger RNA of Tremella mesenterica DSM 1558, 1887 nucleotides long. RefSeq lists its product as uncharacterized. NCBI's taxonomy places the organism in Eukaryota, Fungi, Basidiomycota, Tremellomycetes, Tremellales, Tremellaceae. The record is from RefSeq and is a predicted model, not a curated record. The transcript has 2 exons. Bases 1 to 1887 code for a protein of 628 amino acids.
AUGUCCAUUUCCUCGGGUCAACCUCGAAACUUUUCUCCCCAUCUCACUCUUCAACCUCUCACUUUUGUCCCCUGGCCACCAGGUCAAGAGACAGGUACUGUCCGAUGGACAUGGCCUUCUUGUCCAUACAACAGAAUCCGAACUUACGGUACGUCCAUCCAAGAACUCCGAACUUCCGCUUGGUGGUCAAAAGAGAAAACGCAGUUAUCAUCAUCGGUUUCAGAAGAAGAUUUAGCUUCGUAUUGGAAUGGAAAGGUGGUCGAGAGGGAUGUGAAAUUACCUGAGAGUCUUGUAUCUGCAAGGGUAAAUACGGAUGAUGAAGAGAAUCAAUUAUUUGGUGAUACUGCUUUAACGUGUUAUACUUCUCAAGGAAGGGAAGUUUUGGUUGUCCAAAAGAAAGAUAAUACGCUUUUGGCUAGGAUUAUCGAUGGGGAUGAAGGUUGGAUACCGGCUAAAUUGCGUUGGGUCGAAUUGCAGAAUAUCGUUCUGAACGAUGUCAAAGCGAGGAAUGAAGCUGAAGAAGAGGAAGAAGAAUCAGAUGAAGAAUUUAUGAGUGCUCAUUCGGAUCUCAGCCCUUUCAUCACAGUCUGGACGGAGAAAAUUCAUAAAUCGCCUCAGAAUGAACCGAACAUUCCUCCUUCCCCACGUACAUCCCCAGUCCUUUCGUAUACCCACCAGUCGGAAGACCACAUUGUCCCACUCUGUCUGACAAUAGCGAAUGACAGCAAUCUGGUGAGGGGAGAUUUGGAGAGGGCGGAGAAUCCAAACCCAAGUGUGAUGUCGGAUGAAACAGCGAUGCCGAACAUGAGUGUGAACACUCACCAAAUUCUACACGACACGACGAUGACCUUCAUCCCAUCCGAUCCCAUUGCCUCUACUUCGAAAAUCAAUUUGAACAUGUUAGGAACGAGUGAAAGUUGUUCCAGAGUCAAUAACGGUUUCAACACGUUUGCGUCCAUUGGUUUCCCUACAUCCAAUUCGAUAGCGAGUACGAGCAUGGUAGGAUUUAGACCUUUGUACCAAGGAAAUUCCAGUCGGACUUUGAUGGACACAUCUUCAACUCUGGCCACUAUGACUCAAGCGGGGAGUAUGGCAUUUCCUAAGGGUAUCAGUAGUCAAACAUUACUUUCUGCCAACGCCGCACCUUUCCUUCCAUCUGUAUCUCGUUCGAAUUCCGAAGACGCUCGGAUAAAUCCACAAUCCAAUUGGAACUUUGUCCAUACAGCAGAAGCGGCACCCGAUGACUAUGCGCAGCGUCUGGGGACGAGCACGAAUACAAAUGUGUCAUCUUUCAAUAACCUCCAAAACAUGGUGACUGGCUUUGGAGUCAAUUCGUACCGGACGAAACAGGCAUACCACAUGCCGAACCGAUUAUCUAUCAGUAGACUUCCACCGAGAUUUCAACCUACUCAGAUGGCACAAUUCCAAGUUCUAUCAGACCCUUCCCUUCCUCCUCAAUCAGCAACUGAGAAUGGACAAGCGCCAUCAAGACCUUCAUAUCUCGAAUGGUCCAAUGGAGGUGAUGGAGAUGAAGGAGACUUAGAUAUCAACCAAGCCGAUUUUUACAAAUCACCAGGUCGUACGUCGAUAUGGACACCACGGAACAGCGAGCUCGACCGAUUAGGUAUGAAGAGAUGGUUGAGGAAGGUCGGUUGGUCUUUAGGAGGUUUGCCUCUCCCUGGCGAACCACUGAAAGAGGGAGAGGUCUCAUCUUUACCUACGGGAUAUAUCGGCGUAGUCAUGGAUUAUGAACGCAAAUGGAUGGCAGGGGUUAUCCGAGAAGAGUUGAGGAGAAGUGAAGCGGCACAGGGACGGGUGUGGGAGGAUGAAGAUGGUAAAGAUACGGUGGUCAAUGGACUCAGUCUGGUGAUGGGACGCUGGUGGUGA